Branchiostoma belcheri (Belcher's lancelet) is the source of this 835-nucleotide messenger RNA. RefSeq names its product peptidyl-tRNA hydrolase ICT1, mitochondrial-like. The record is from RefSeq and is a predicted model, not a curated record. Gene Ontology annotation, cellular component: mitochondrial large ribosomal subunit. The transcript has 6 exons. Bases 85 to 693 code for a protein of 202 amino acids. NCBI's taxonomy places the organism in Eukaryota, Metazoa, Chordata, Leptocardii, Amphioxiformes, Branchiostomatidae. Gene Ontology annotation, biological process: mitochondrial translational termination. Gene Ontology annotation, molecular function: translation release factor activity.
UGUGGUCUUUCUCAAUAUGAAAGGUCGGAGGUCGGUGAAAGUGCCCUUGCCGUCUAGGUUUGUGUCUACUCAUCCCCCCCAAAAAUGCUCCGUAGAACUUGUUGUGCGCUGUUCAGACUACGUAAUGGUUCUUGUCGGGUUCCUCAUAUAUCUAGGAGUUCCACGUACAAGAGUGUCUACAGUUUGGACAGACUAUAUCCUGACAGCGACCCCUCAACUUUCAUGAAAGUUCCCGAGGGUGCUUACAGUACACGCAGUAACCCUGACAAGUUUGAUGGACACAUCCCUGUAGACAAAUUAAAAAUUUCAUACAGCAGAAGUAGUGGAGCUGGAGGACAACAUGUGAACAAAGUGAACACGAAGGUGGACGUGAGAUUCCAUGUGGAGAGUGCUGAUUGGCUUCCUGAAGAUGUCAGACAGAAACUUACAGCAGUGCAAAAGAGUCGCAUCAACAAAGAAGGGGAGCUGAUCAUCAAGUCUGAGGUGAGCCGAUUCCAGAUGCGCAACUUGGCCGACGCCCUGAAGAAACUGAGGGAGAUGAUCGAGGAAGUAAACAAGAAACCUCAAGAACCCAGUAAAGAGGACAGGAAUCUGUGGAGACUCAGCAUAGAGAAUGCAAACCGGGAGAGACUGAGGCAGAAGAAAAUCCGACAACAGACAAAACGUGACCGUGCCGUCCCUUUAGACUUGUAGAUACAUUUGUACUUGAAUGUGCAUCUAGUCAACUUCUCUGUUUCCCCAACAUAGAUAUAAGUGCACGUUUUACUUUACUAUGCCAAUGUAAGUGUGGAGUAAAAUUAGCCUAGAGGAAAUAAAUGGAUUGCUAUGUGGAAAA